CGGCGUGCGGCCGACUAACGGAGCGGAGCGGAAGGCACAACAACCACGGCCGCGAUACGAUCUAUCCAGCCAACAAGAAGCAGCAGCAGCAGCACCAGCAGCAAGGAGGAGAGGCCGACGCCGCCCGCCGCCCGCCGCCCGCCGCCGACGAGGAAGAAGAAGGCGGCCGGAGGGGAGGGAGAUGGCGUACAGGGCGGAGGACGACUACGACUACCUGUUCAAGGUGGUGCUGAUCGGGGACUCGGGGGUGGGCAAGUCCAACCUGCUCACCCGCUUCACCCGCAACGAGUUCAGCCUCGAGUCCAAGUCCACCAUCGGCGUCGAGUUCGCCACCCGCAGCAUCCACGUCGACGACAAGGUCGUCAAGGCCCAGAUCUGGGACACCGCCGGCCAGGAGAGGUACCGGGCGAUCACAAGCGCGUACUACCGCGGGGCGGUGGGCGCCCUGGUGGUCUACGACGUCACGAGGCACGUCACCUUCGAGAACGUCGAGAGGUGGCUGAGGGAGCUCAAGGACCACACGGACGCCAACAUCGUGAUCAUGCUCGUGGGGAACAAGGCGGACCUGCGCCACCUCAGGACCGUCCCGUCCGAGGACGCCAAGGCCUUCGCCGAGCGCGAGAACACCUUCUUCAUGGAGACGUCCGCCCUCGAGGCGAUGAACGUCGAGGACGCCUUCACCGAGGUGCUCUCGCAGAUCUACCGCGUGGUGAGCAAGAAGGCCCUCGACAUCGGCGACGACCCCGCCGCGCCCCCCAAGGGCAAGACCAUCAACGUCGGCUCCAAGGACGACGUGUCCGCGGUGAAGAAAUCCAACUGUUGUUCGUCUUAGCUCAAGCAUCUUAUAUACUGUAGGGGAGGGCACUAUGUUAUUGCAGUCAUAGUCCUCGUUUGUAUUCAUGCGCCAUGAACCAUAUCCCAGUGUUCAUUUUGCCAUGUUUGAUAUAUUUGAUUCGUUCAGGACUA
Messenger RNA from Aegilops tauschii subsp. strangulata, 966 nucleotides. Its product is annotated as ras-related protein RABA1f. NCBI's taxonomy places the organism in Eukaryota, Viridiplantae, Streptophyta, Magnoliopsida, Poales, Poaceae. The record is from RefSeq and is a predicted model, not a curated record. Gene Ontology annotation, molecular function: GTPase activity; GTP binding.